This is a messenger RNA of Perognathus longimembris pacificus (Pacific pocket mouse), 3138 nucleotides long. Its product is annotated as spermatogenesis-associated protein 31-like. The record is from RefSeq and is a predicted model, not a curated record. The coding region runs from base 1 to 3138 and encodes 1045 amino acids. The transcript is spliced from 4 exons. Lineage: Eukaryota; Metazoa; Chordata; Mammalia; Rodentia; Heteromyidae.
AUGGAGAAUCCUCUCUUCAAUCUGAAAAGUGGCAAUGCCCAAUGGCUGAGCCCGAGCUACACCACCAUGGUAUUGGAUAUGAUCCUUGCCUUUGCGUGUGGCGUGGGGCUUUUUCUCCUGUUACUGCCUUUCAUUGAUCGAAAGCCAUCCUUACCACGACCUGAGAAAAAAAAGAAACAGAGGAAGUAUCAUCUGCAGAUACGGGGGUGGAAAAAAAGCAGGAAGAAAAGUACCCCUUCAAAAGCAUCUGAAGAACACCUGAAGGAGAUAAAGGAAAAAGAGCAAAACGUCUCAUAUUUAGAACAAAUGAGCCCAGAACACCACUCAGACUCUGUAGGGGAUCCAUUAGAGCCACCAAGUACAGAACAGGACGACAAAACCCCACAACAUAUGAGCCCAGAACACCAUUCAAAUCCUGUAGGGGGUCCAUUAGAGCCACUAAGUACAGAACAGGACGACAAAACCCCACAGUCCUUCUGGGAUAUGAAAGACAAGUCAGAACAUCUACUGGGUUCUCAGCAACCAUCAUUACCCAAGAUCAUGGAAGACGAUUUCCAGAAGAAAUAUAACCAGCUUUUCUGGGGUCUCCCCUCUCUACAUAGUGAAUCCUUAGUGGCUACAGCCUGGAUCCCACAGAAUUCUCUACAGUCUCCAUUCUUCCUAUUCAAUGGAACUUCGAUUCAAGAUAAAAUAUCUCCAGUGCUUUCCCAGGUCCAUCCUCUCUCCCAUCUGGAGUCCCAGUCCCCAUCCUUGAUUCUGCCUAUCUCCCAAAUCCAGCCCUCACCUCUGGGUCAUUUCCGUCAAUCCUCUCUCCCUUCCCUGCCUUCUUCUCUACACCGCCUUAGGGACUAUGGAACAUCUUUUUCUGUAACCCAAAGUAAACUCCCAAUUUUCAGUCCAACUGAAAUUCAAUACCCAGAAAGGACCAUGCUAAGGAAACAACUAGAACGUGAGUGGGCUUUCCCCACAGUGGUUCAAACAUCUCAGAAAUACAGCUGUCCGAUCAAUUCCAAUGUUUCCCAAGAAAGCGGGAAAGCUUCUAUCCUUCCUGAGAAUUUGCCAAUCAGCCCUGAGCUCCGGGGGCAACUGGAACAACACAUUCAGAAGUGGCUCGUUCAACACCAAUCAGACCUGCCCCGCAGUAUCCAAGGGUCCCUGGAAAUGAUGGAUUUUCAAGAGGAGUUAACAAAAAAAUGCUCAGAUAACAUCAAGCCUGGCCCCUCUCAGUCCUCUCUGUCGACCGGUGAACAUUGCAAGGAUGGACAGAAGGUGAGGUUCCAUUUAAACAAGGAGAUCAGCAAGAACUUGGGGCAUAUUCUAGGAAGAGCCCCGAAAUAUCCAUCCAAGGAAGUAGAAUACUUCCCGGUGAAAACUACGAAGUUGAACUCUGAUGAAUCCCUGAAGAAGAAUUCAUCUUUGAAGAAUGACUCUGUUAAAAAUGUACCAAGAUGUGGAGAUAAGAAUGUACGAACUGACUCCAAAUCUCAUUUGGCCAUGAAGCCGGGGCGCAAAUGUGAAGCUCCAAUAUCUGUGGGCAUACCCCGACCCUGGCUUCCUGCUUUGCCUAUGCCCAACACCCACAUUGAGACCAGUCUAGUAUAUUCAAAGAGUACUGAAAGCUGUGAGACCACCUACCGAAAGCUUUCCUUCCUUGACAUAUAUACUCAUCAGGCCCUGGAGGCACAUAUUAUAAAGCUUUGGGUGAAACACCGAUGGGGCUUACCCCUCAAGGCCCUCAAACCCAUUAAUGUCUUUAAGUUGAAAAAGCCUCAACUUUUGGCCCUCCCACACUAUAGUGGCCCCUCCUCCUCCACCUGUGUAUCUAGGACCAGCUCAAAAGUUCAGGUUGCCAAAUUCCUAGGAAAGCCACCCCAGGAAAGCUCCAGAGAGAAGAUGACAGCUAACAAGUAUGUUCCCGAAAACGUGAAUCCCAUCACUCCCUCAUCCUCAUGCAAGGAGAUUGGAAAACUCCAUAAAAGUGUUUCAUAUGAUGAUGCCCAUGGCGCCUCAAAGCCCCCUACAACUAGAGGGGAGGGAAAAUGGCCUCCUCAGCCUCACAUGGGCAGCUAUAUGAGCAGACACUGUCCAAGCAAGAAAGUCCUGGGGACCGGAAAGGGCAGCCUAGAGGUGCCUACAAGAUCUAUGGCCCAUGAUCUGAAAAAGCCAUGCUUUCAGAAAGAAGUCACAAAUGAGUUUCAACACAGACAGAGGAAUGCUGUGACCCAGGCCCCAGCCUGUGCCACUGGGGCCACCCUUCCACUCUGCCAGUCCAGGGAUAUGAUGCCCCUGGUAGCAAAUUAUUUGGCUUCCCACCUUUUGGAUGACAUGAUGAUUGAAGAGCCCUACAGCUUGGGGCAACAUCAGCCCCAUGUCCCAAAAUGUCAGGAAACAUGGAGAAAUCAACCCAAAAUGUAUGGCCUUACUUACAAGACGGAGGACUACAGGAGAACGACCCCAAGAAAUCGUGAAAAACCAUGUGAAGAAACGAGGACCCCCAAACUCACUCCAGCCAAGAGAACAGAAGAAACUCCAGAGGAUAAAGCCCUAACUCCAGUGUCUAUGGAAAGCCACUUCCAAAAACUCAUGAGACACUUAUUUCACUGGAUGCUACCCAAGAAAACUAUCACAGCAGAAGCAGACACCCCCAAAAAAGACAAGGCUAAGUGUGCCACUGUUCAGAAACACAGAAAGAGGAAAGCCAGAACACAAGUAGACAGGAACAUAGCUGAGGCACAGGAACUCAUGACAGCCAUUGGACAAAUAGUAGAAAAGAAAAUGAUACUUCAUAACAAACUUUGCACCUUGAAAUCAAACCAGCACAAAGAAUACCCUCGAGCUCCCAACUGUCACAUUCCCUCUUACCAGAGACCUCCCCACUACUCAGAUCAAAGAAGAAUGACCAGUUGUGCAGCCAGCAAGUGUCAGAGGUGUCCUACCCAGGACAGGAAACUCACAACCAAACAGUCCCAGAAGAGCGUCCGAUUCAAUGAGCAUCACAUCAUCACCAGCUUUAACUCGGGCUACACAGAGAAACAAGAACUGCCUCUGAGCCAGAUAUGGUGGUACACAUCUGUAAUAUCAGAAUUUAAGAGGUUGAGGCAGGAGGAUCCCAAGUUCCAGAGCAAUCUGGCUGCAUAG